CCUCGCCCUGAGGCACUUUAGCAACCAGCCUUUGCCUGCAAGCCUCUGAAGCAUGUCUUUGCCUCAGAUGGAGCUGGAAGAAGCCACUGGGAAAGGAAACAUGGGCACCAAGAAAAAGAACCUGAACUUCUUAAGGUCCCGGCUCUACAUGCUGGAGAGAAGGAAGACUGACACUGUGGUUGAGAGCAGUGUUUCUGGGGACCACGCUGGUACCCUGAGGAGGAGCCAGUCUGACAGGACCGAAUACAACCAGAAACUACAAGAAAAGAUGAGUCCACAGGCCGGGCGUGCGGCGGAGACCCUGACUCAGGAGGAGGAAGAGGAGCAUCAGAAGCAGAGGAUGAUGGUGAGGCGUUCCAAAAUCAUCGAGGAGCUGGUACAGACGGAAAGGGACUAUCUCAAGGACCUAGAGCUGUGCAUUAAGGAAGUGGUUCAGCCCUUGAGAAAUAAACAGAUUGAUCGGCUGGACGUGGAUAGCUUGUUUAGCAAUAUUGAAUCCGUGCAUCAGAUAUCAGCCAAGCUGCUGUCAUUGUUGGAAGAGGCCACAGCAGACGUGGAACCGGCCAUGCAAGUCAUCGGAGAAGUGUUCUUGCAGAUGAAAGGGCCGCUGGAAGAUAUUUAUAAAAUCUACUGCUAUCACCACGACAAAGCGCACAGUGUCCUCGAGGCCUAUGAAAAGGAGGAGGAGCUGAAGCAACAAUUGAGCCUCUGCGUCCAGUCCUUACAGAACAUAUACAGUCAAGAAGGCAAACCGAACCUAACUAACAUGAGCUCCUUGUUGAUCAAACCAAUCCAGCGUGUGACGAAAUACCCCCUAUUACUGUGCGAACUUCGCAAUUCUACCCCUCCCUCUCACCCAGACUUCAGGGCCCUGGAGGACGCCUGUGCUGCUGUGAAAGACAUCAAUGUAAACAUCAAUGAACUGAAAAGACGGAAAGAUUUAGUUCUAAAAUACAAGAAGAAUGAUGAAGAUGAAUCACUUAAAGAUAAAUUGUCAAAACUAAAUAUUCACUCAAUUAGCAAGAAAUCAAAGAGAGUGACAAAUUAUCUCAAGAUUCUGACCAGAGGAGAAUCACAGGUGAAAGACAACACCUUUAAUAGAGAAGAGAAGCUAUUUAGAUCUUUAGAAAAGACCGUGAGGCACUGUGUGAAGAACAUUUCAUUCUGUCUUCAACACAUACAGGAUGCCAUGCACUUUGCCCUGCAGAGCAUGCUGGAGCUCCAGGAGAUUUCAUGCACCAAAGAUGAGGAAGAGGGGGCGCAUCCAGAGGCCCCAAGGAAUGGCCAAUACCCCUGUGAUGACUUUGCAGCUCACUUACAGAAGCUCGUCCUGACGCCCCUGUCAGCCCUGCUGUCCCUGUUCCCAGGGCCUCAGAAACUCAUCCAGAAACGCUAUGAUAAGCUGCUGGACUACAACAGCUACCUGCAGCGGGCAGCAGGGGAGGAGUCAGACUUGGCCAAAAAGGAGUACGAGGCCCUCAACGCCCAGCUUGUGGAGGAGCUCCAGGUGUUCAACCAGGCCGCACGCAAGAUUCUGUUGAACUGUCUGUGCAGUUUCAUCACCCUCCUCCGGGACCUGACGCUGAUGAGGCAGCAGCUGUAUUCCACAGUGGUGCCGGUACCAUUGUUGGUUUCAAACAUCUCUGAAAUGCAGAACAGAGUACUAGAAGAGGUUCAAAAUCUGAAUUUCAUAAAGGACAACAGUGCCACCUUUAUUGAGAGAAAACUUAGUUUUGAAAAGAAGAAGCCUGUGCAAAUUCCGCCAGAGGUGCCACGUCAAACUGACACUCACCGCUCCAGGCUUCUGUCCACAUACACUACAGAGGAACUCUACCAAGCGAAGCGCAAAUGCAAUGCUACACAAGAACAUGACAUCAAUCUUCUGGAAGGGGAGUUGGUGGCUGUGAUGGAGCAGAAAGAUCCAUUGGGGAGUACGAGCAGGUGGCUUGUUGACACAGGAAUUAUUAAAGGAUAUGUGUACUCUUCCUUCCUAAAACCCUACAAUCCGGCCAAAGCGCAGAAGGUGGGCGCUGAGAACAGGUCCUGUGAUGAUGACUUUGAUAACAUCAGCCUCUUUGUGUCUUCGAGGCCAACUAGGGACAGUGUCACAAGCACCCCAGAAGGUAGCAUAAGUGACAGCAGCUCCUCUCUGAGUGGCACAUGUGGAAAGUUUGAAACAAACGGCACUGAUGUUGACAGCUUUCAAGAGGUAGACGAGCAGAUUUUCUAUGCAGUUCAUGCCUUUGAAGCACGGAGUAAUUGUGAACUCAGCCUUCAGGAAUACCAAAGAGUUCAUAUACUUAGAUUUUGUGAUCUAAGUGGCAAUAAAGAGUGGUGGUUAGCUGAAGCUCGAGGGCAGAAAGGAUAUGUGCCAGCUAACUACCUUGGAAAGAUGACUUAUGCUUAAGAAAAUCAGACUUCUGGCUUACUUAAAAGUGAAGAUAUUCUGAAUGUGUUCUUUACCAUCAUGAAAGGUUGACUCUAAGGACAAAGUUUUUUUCAACUUACUGUACUUUAUUUUUCUGUAUUAUGUAUUUCACCUCAAAAAUGUUGUUUUUCACGUCUCUUUGUUGCACAUCCUUACACACACAUAUCCUAUAUAAUAAAAGCCUAAUAUGCAAAUUGUC
Molecule: messenger RNA, 2627 nt
Organism: Myotis myotis
Lineage: Eukaryota; Metazoa; Chordata; Mammalia; Chiroptera; Vespertilionidae
Gene: ARHGEF38
Product: Rho guanine nucleotide exchange factor 38
Exons: 14
Coding region: 53-2407 (784 amino acids)
Biological process (GO): intracellular signal transduction
Cellular component (GO): cytoplasm
Molecular function (GO): protein binding; guanyl-nucleotide exchange factor activity
Source: RefSeq, a predicted model, not a curated record